AUGGCUUAAUUAUAAAAUUUUAGAAGAAACCCAAACGAAUCUUUAAUAGACAGAUUAAAAGAAUACAUAAGCGAAUAUAAGCUAAUAAUAUUUUUAACUAUAUCAAUAAUAGUAUUAUUUUUCUAUGGAAAUUACGCUCGUAAAGACGAUGAAUUAGAACACAAAAUAGUUCCAAAUUAAAUAGACUUCAUUUAAUAAAAAACUGAAUACUUUACAAGUAUAUUUGAUUUCUAGUAAGGAUCUAUAAACAUCUAAAAUAUAUUCAAUGAAUAAAUAGAAAAGCAUUUUAAGCCUAUAGAUUAAACAAUAUUUGAUUUUUAUAUAGAUGAAUAAUUAACUGACAAGGAAAAAAGUAAUGACUUACUUAAAUUAGUAGAAAAUAUUUUAUAAACAAUUAAACAUGCAUCAACAAUUAAUGAAUAUAUGAAAAAUACUAAUUCUACAAUAAAUAAGAAUAAUAAAUUAUUAGAUGAUUGUAAAAUUAAUAUUAUUGAUAAAAAUAAUAACGAUAUGGUUAGUUUCGCAAAUGAAUUUUUAGAUUAAAAUAAACAUAUUAGUGAAAUAGAAAGCGAAAGAGAUAAAUUAAGAGAUAAAAUUAACAAAUUAACAGAAUAAAAAAAUGAAAAUGUUAAUUAGUUAAGAGAAUAAAUUAGAGAAAAAAAUGACACUAGAGCAUCUUAUUUAUAAUAUAUUGAAAUUUAAUAAAAUUUAGAUAGGGAAAUAUAAAAUUUAUAAAUAUAAUGGACUAAAAAUAAUUAAACUAUAGAAGAAUUAGAACUUGAAAUUUAAAACCUUGAAGAUGAAAAAUAAUUCAUUAUUAAAAAACAUGAAAUUAAUUUAGAAUCUUAUAGAAGAUAUUGA
Molecule: messenger RNA, 861 nt
Organism: Ichthyophthirius multifiliis
Lineage: Eukaryota; Ciliophora; Oligohymenophorea; Hymenostomatida
Exons: 4
Source: RefSeq, a predicted model, not a curated record